This is a messenger RNA of Kuraishia capsulata CBS 1993, 915 nucleotides long. RefSeq lists its product as uncharacterized. Bases 1 to 915 code for a protein of 304 amino acids. The record is from RefSeq and is a predicted model, not a curated record. Lineage: Eukaryota; Fungi; Ascomycota; Pichiomycetes; Pichiales; Pichiaceae. Gene Ontology annotation, molecular function: protein methyltransferase activity; nucleic acid binding. Gene Ontology annotation, cellular component: mitochondrion. Gene Ontology annotation, biological process: protein methylation. The transcript has a single exon.
AUGCCCCGAAUAGACUCCAAAACAAUCUCACAGGCAACAAAGUUCUCUCGUUUUUUGCCAUGGUUGUUGCGAGCCUCUCGAGGUUCAAUUGUUGAGGCCAAAAAGGAGCUCCGUUGGAUUAAGUCUGAACUGCCCAGAAGCAAAUGGGAAAGGGCUUGUCAGGCUCGGCACAGGCUGGUGCCUUUGCAGUAUAUUUUGGGAAGCCAGCCUUUUGCUCAUGAUCUUACCAUCAAAUGUCGGCCAAACGUGUUGAUACCGCGAAACGACACCGAGGACUGGUGUGUCGAACUGGAGCAGAUACUAUGUGAUAUCAGGAAACCACUAAAGGCUCUGGACGUGUGUUCUGGAUCAGGAUGUAUAUCACUCUCGCUGGUCAGCAGUCGAGCAAAAUUUUCACACGUUUAUGGCAUAGAUGUUUCUCGUGACGCCUUGGAACUGGCUAAUGAGAACUUGAGGAUCAAUAGUCACCAACUACAGCGAUCGAACCCCAAGUGCAUCAUGAAGUAUGUUAGAGGUGACAUUUUGAAUGAGAAAUUGAGCGAAAUACUCGGAACUGGAGCCAAAUCGUGGGAUAUUAUUGUGUCAAAUCCCCCUUAUAUCACGGUUGAUGAGUUGGCCUCUUCCAGUCUGGAGAAAUCAGUGAAACUAUACGAGCCCAUGUUGGCUCUAGAAGGUGAUCUGGAGUUUUAUGACGAGUUGGUGAAGUUAACGAUUGAGGCUCAAGCCAGAGCCUUUGUUUUCGAGCUCGGGAAUAUCAGGCAGGCCAAGCGAGUGGCAGAACUACUUCAUUUGAAAGAUUCUAGUUGGAUAUUCGGCAUACGAAGGGACAGUGGAGGUAUAAGGAACGUUAUUGGCUGGAAGCGAGACUCCGAAUUUACAAGUUUAGAUAAAUUGUGCCACGAACAACUUCAGUGA